GAGCAAAGCCACAGCAGUGUGAAAAGAAAGCUCUGCAAGGUUUCCCCGCCUGCUGCUUGCUCUGCCCUUUGAGCUGUGGGGAGGAGGCAGAGGACAGGACUGUCCAGGGGGUGUUUUCCUCCUCUGGGCUGCCUUUAAAGUGACCAGCCAAUAGCCCCAUAGAAUCUGGGCCCUCCUUGCGCACAUGGCAGAAUGCAGACUUUCUACUCCCUGAGCUGCAAGCCCCUCUUGCAGGUUUGCAGAAACAGCCUGGAUUUGGGUGUUGGUGCUUUCUCGAGCAUGUUCCCAGCAAGACAGCUUUUUCCACUGCGUUCUUUUCGACUCGGCCGUGGAAAAUGCUUCCCAGCCAGUUCUGGCUCCCUGGCCAGAAUUCAGCCUGGCUCCUUCUUGAAAAAUUUUGAGUCCCAAAGAAUUCUCCCUCGCCACCGCCUUGUCUCCAACUCCAGCUUCAAUGUCCCACUCAGCGCAGAAACAGUGGCCAGGCCUGUGGGCGUCUGCUCCAUGUUCAAGCUCCCCGUUCAGAGUUCGGCAGAAGGCCUGGAUGUUGCUUUUGUUGGGGUGCCUCUUGACACAGGGACCUCCAAUCGUCCAGGGGCUAGGUUUGGUCCCCGCCACAUCCGUGCCGAAUCGGGGAUGGUGAGGUGGUUCAACCCAAGCACUGGAGCAGAUCCGUACCAUUCUCUCAUGGUUGCUGACAUUGGUGAUGUAAACGUCAACUUGUACAACCUGAAGGACAGCUGCAGACAAAUCCGCGAAGCCUUCCAAACGAUUGUGGGAGGGGGCUGCGUACCACUUACGCUGGGUGGAGACCACACGAUAACGUACCCGAUCCUUCAGGCCGUCGCAGAAAAGUACGGUCCUGUUGGGCUUGUGCAUGUGGAUGCUCACACAGACACAGGAGACCAAGCGCUCGGGGAAAAAAUCUACCAUGGGACCCCCUUUCGGCGCUGCGUGGAAGAGGGCCUCCUGGACUGCAAGCGGGUCGUUCAGAUUGGAAUCCGAGGCUCCUCUUAUUCUCCAGACCCAAGCAAGUACGGCCGGGACCAGGGUUUCCGAGUCGUGCCAGUAGAAGACUGCUGGAUGAAGUCGCUAGUCCCUUUGAUGGCGGAAGUGAGAAAGCAGAUGGGCAACAAGCCCGUUUAUAUCAGCUUUGACAUCGAUGGCAUCGACCCUGCCUAUGCCCCUGGCACGGGGACGCCCGAAAUUGCUGGACUCACUCCUGCUCAGGCUCUGGAGAUCCUUCGUGGAUGCCGAGGACUAAAUAUCGUGGGAGGGGAUCUAGUAGAAGUUGCCCCCAUUUACGACGCUUCAGGUAACACAGCCCUGCUGGGAGCAAACCUGCUCUUUGAAAUGCUCUGCUCUCUCCUUCGAGUGAAAUCGGCCUAAACGAUUCCAGGCAAGCUUACUUUUUCCCUGUACGGAAGAGGCUCAUAAAGGUGGAGAGACCUGUUUCUGUCCUGAUACAGAACCAAGCCAACUAGAGAAACGAACGCUAGAGAAGGUUAUUCCCGUCCCUGCCGCAAAGUAACCCCAUCCCACCUCCAUUGAGGAAUCACCAGACCGGAUCGCCUCUUGGUCACACGUUUUAAAAUAAGUUUAUUUUAUCGGUUGCGAAUCUGUAAGUCUUUAAAGCAAAACCAAACCAAAAAUAGAAUUAGUGCCUGUUCACAAAUACAAAAUAAUAAUAAUGAAGAA
This is a messenger RNA of Sceloporus undulatus (fence lizard), 1695 nucleotides long. RefSeq names its product agmatinase (gene AGMAT). Lineage: Eukaryota; Metazoa; Chordata; Lepidosauria; Squamata; Phrynosomatidae. The record is from RefSeq and is a predicted model, not a curated record. The coding region runs from base 193 to 1386 and encodes 397 amino acids. Gene Ontology annotation, molecular function: metal ion binding; agmatinase activity. The transcript is spliced from 7 exons.